Molecule: messenger RNA, 693 nt
Organism: Auxenochlorella protothecoides
Lineage: Eukaryota; Viridiplantae; Chlorophyta; Trebouxiophyceae; Chlorellales; Chlorellaceae
Product: Isopentenyl-diphosphate Delta-isomerase II
Exons: 5
Coding region: 1-693 (230 amino acids)
Biological process (GO): isopentenyl diphosphate biosynthetic process; isoprenoid biosynthetic process
Cellular component (GO): cytoplasm
Molecular function (GO): isopentenyl-diphosphate delta-isomerase activity
Source: RefSeq, a predicted model, not a curated record
AUGAUCAAGGAUGAAUGCAUCCUGGUGGACGAGUCUGAUGCUGUGACAGGGCAUGCCAGCAAGUAUGACUCCCACAGAUUCGUGGAUGGGCAGCCCCAUGGCCUGCUGCACCGCGCCUUCUCCGUCUUCCUCUUUGACGACCAGGACCGGCUGCUCCUGCAGCAGCGUGCCGCCUCCAAGAUCACCUUCCCGGAGGUCUGGACCAAUACGUGCUGCAGCCACCCGCUCCACGGCUACAGCCCCACGGAGGUGGACACGCCCAAGGAUGUAGCUUCUGGGCAGGUUCCAGGCACCAAGCGUGCCGCCAGGCGGAAGCUAGAGCACGAGCUGGGCAUCCCCCCGCAUCAGAUACCGCUGGACAGGCUGCAGUACCUCACCCGCCUGCACUACUGCGCAGGGGACACAGAUGUGUCGGGCAAGCCCACCGGCUGGGGCGAGCAGGAGAUGGACUACAUCCUCUUCAUUCGCGCGCAGGUUGACCUGAAGCCCAACCCCGAAGAGGUCAUGGACACGAGGUAUGUCACGCAGGCCGAGCUGGCAGAGAUGAUGGACCCCGCCUCCGGCCUGCGAUGGUCCCCCUGGUUCAGGAUCAUCGCCACCCACUUCCUGCCGGGGUGGUGGCAUGGGCUGGAGGCUGCCUGCUCGGGCAGUGGCGGCCACCAGGAUCUGGCCUCCAUACACCGCCUGGGCUGA